UUUAGUAUAGUAAUAUUAAUGACAAAAUGUAUAGCAAUUCAAACAUUAUAAUAAAGGUGAAUUGAAAAACCGUCUGCUGGGCGUCCUUAUGGCGUCUGCUAGAAUGAUGCUUGAAAAUUAGAACUUGGUUUUUACGUAUAAAAGGAAUAAAAUUUCUUAAUCUUUCAAAUGAAUUAUAGUAUUGUGGGAAGUGAUAGCCCUGCUGCUUUAUUAGAUAUGCUUGCAGAAGUUGCAUCACAAACAUUACAUUCAGAAAAGAAAUAUAGUAAAUCAUUGUCAACAUCACAAUGCAAGUCAAAAGCGGAUCAUAUAAAAAGGAAGACUUAUGAAUCACUCUUUACUGUGCCACAACUUUUGUCCAUGCCUGCAUCACAACUAGUAAAACAAUUUUCUAUUUUUACAAGCGAUGAAUUAAAAAGACAGUACUCUUAUACAUGUGCUCUGGUUGUUGGGUGUGGGCAAAAAUAUACUAGUUUUGCAAGUGAAGGAAGAGCAAGAAUGUCUAUUAAAGCACAUUUGGCAGAACAUUUAGAAUAUCUAAAAACAAACAAAGAUGCUUAUAAGAAUUUUACAGCAAAAUCAGUAAGUUAUAAAAAUUACAAAUCAAGUCCCCAAAGUAAAAAAAAUAAAUUUCAACAAGUAAGAAAACCACAAGAGACAUUGAAUAAGGAGAAUAAAAAUGUUAUUGAAAAUUCAACAAAUUAUUUGAGAAAUAUUUUAUUAAAUGAUUCUAAUUUUAAAGAAUUAGACAAAAAUAAGAAUGUUGAAAAAGUAGAAAAUCUUAAAACAUUAAGUAAUUCUGAACAAAAAGAUACAGAUAGAGCAGAUUUCAAAGUUCUUGGAGAUCAUAGCUAUUCUGAACGUUUAAAAGAUGAAAUUCCUAAUGCAAAAGAAGUAUCUUUCCAUGGUACUUUUGAAAAUGCAACAAGUGAAAAUAUUGUACUUAUGGUUGUUGGUACUGAUAGUGUUCAUAUGAAAGAGUAUCCUCAUGUUACCCAAAAGUUGUCAGAAAAAGUUAAUAGAAACUCUGAAACUGUUUAUUUACCAGAAAUAUCAUGGUCCAGUGAAAGUAGCAGUAAAGCUGUAGAAAUUACAACUACUAAACCCAAAGGAAAAGCCAAAUUUAUAGGCACUAGUAAAGAGGAAAGAGAAAUGGCAUUAGCUUUUAUGGAUCGGAUAAAGAAAAAAGGAAAUCCAACAGGAAGUAAUCUCGAAUGUCGAAUUUGCAAUCCACCACGAAGUUUUACAGCACCUACAACGUUGGUAUCGCACUAUCGAAGUCAUGCCGGAAUAAAGCCAUACGAAUGUCGUAUAUGCAGAGCAGUUUUUACAAGGAGGCACAGUUUAAAAUAUCAUAUGUUAAUUCAUCAAAAUCAAACACGAUUCACUUGUGGUGAUUGUGGAAAGAAGUUUAGACACCCAUCACAUUUCAGAGAACACAGACGUAGACACACUGGAGAAGCACCAUUUGGGUGCGAUGAUUGUGGACAGCGGUUUAAAACGAGAAAUACAUAUAAACGUCAUUUGAAAACAAGACAUGGUAAAGUUUUAACAACUACUGGUGAGUUGUUGCAUCUUUCUGAAGAAGACUUUCAGAAAGUUCGAACUAAUAGAAGAAAAAGAAAUGACACAAAUAAAGACCAUAUGGUGAAUGAAGAUAUCAUUGCAACAAAAACAAUUAUGCAUUAUCAAGACGAUAAUGGUCAAUUGCAUGAUGCUGAAACCGAAGAAUAUAUUGUAAACGAGGUUGUUGCUGAUACUGAAAAAAAUUGGGAACCAAAUGAUACGAUCCAAAUUAUUAAAAAUUGUUUUGAAACUUAUGAGAUUUGUCCAGAAUCUCAUUUGAAUAAGACUGAAUCCACAGAGACUGAAAUAACUGUAAAUAAUAGUGUUUCUAACAAAAAUAACAAUUGUCUCACGGAAGAAUUCACAAAUAAAAUGCGAGAUAAGUCGUUACAUUUACAGAAUGCUUCUUGUAACGAGUUGCACGUGGUUCAAGAUGAGAACGGUCAUAUUGUAUAUGAUGAUAACACUGAUCAAUCGGAAUUAAUUUACCAUAAUAUCAACGAAAUACCAUCGUAUAUUAAAGUAGAAUAUAAUAAUUUAGCUAACAAUGCAAAAAGCAGAAACAAUAUGGAAUUUUAUGAAAAACUUGAAUUUCCGGAAAAUCAGUUUAAGAAUUACAUACAAAUAAUAGAAGAUACUAAAACAGAUUAUUGCAACGAAGCAUUAAACGAUUCUUUAAACGAACAAAAAAUUAAAUACAUACAUGACAUAAAAGAAUCAGAAACGAAAUUGAUACAAGUAAACACUCAUGUUGAAGACGAAGAUGAAAACAGCAAUAAACAAAUAACUAUUACUCAAGAUGAUACAAAAUACGAGAAAGAAGACAGUAAUGUUAUCGUGUUUGAUUACAAACCUUGUCAAGAAAUAAAAUUGCACAAGAUCGAUGUAUCAGAAGAUAUAAUAAAUUCAAGUACUUCACAAGAACCGAAUAUUGUUAAUAGAAUGUCAUUAAAAACUAAAGAUACUUCGUCGACUCAAAGUAAAAAUUGUGUAUCACAAACAGAUAAAAAUUUAGAUGACUAUCAAACUAUAGUAAAAAAUUUAAUUAAGAGUGGAGUGAUUACUUCAAACAGCAAUUAUGUUCUUGAAAAGAAUAAAAAAUUAUUAAAUCAAAGCGAACAAGGUUUGUAUAUUCAUAAUGAACCUUUAACCAGUAUAAUAAUACAAAAUAAGUGCGUAAAUGUACUUCCACAACAACUUAAAAUUAAUAAUAAUGUAAAAAAUAAAUCAAAAAUUCAAGUGGAUAAACAUCAAAAAUUCACACUUCUGAAUAAACAUAUGCAAACUAUUAAUAUAAAACAAAAUGAAAAUCAAAAUACUAUUUUGUUGUUAACAAGUGAUGCAUUACAAAAUAGUAUUUUUAAAGUUGAGCAUAACAAUUCUGCUGAAAGUGAAAAUAAAACACAAAUAUUUGAGACAAGUAAGUAACACCUAAUAAUACAAGAUGCAUUUUGAAUUCUUCAUUUUAUAUUCAUUAAAUCGAAAAUAUUUCAUACUAAGAGCAAUAUACUUUUGAAAUUACGAGAAAGUUUUAUAAAAUAUAGUUAAUGAAUGUAUUAAUAGUAUGAUAGUACUGAAAUAAUACUUUGAGUUUUUGUACAUAUAAAUAUUGUUAACAAAAAUGUAGGUUUAAUAUUUUUUACUAGAGAUACAGAGAAUAUACAAAAAUCUUUUUAAAAAGAAUGAAUUUAAUAAAUAUUUUUACAUGAUUUAGAUUAUAUAAAGUACACAGUAUUAGUAUAGGUUUUAUAUAAAAUAAAUUAUAAAAAUAUGA
Molecule: messenger RNA, 3340 nt
Organism: Megachile rotundata (alfalfa leafcutting bee)
Lineage: Eukaryota; Metazoa; Arthropoda; Insecta; Hymenoptera; Megachilidae
Biological process (GO): regulation of transcription by RNA polymerase II
Cellular component (GO): nucleus
Molecular function (GO): DNA-binding transcription factor activity, RNA polymerase II-specific
Source: RefSeq, a predicted model, not a curated record